ACGUCGCUCCGGAGGUACGUCUACGCGCGGGUCCACGCCUUCCCGGCGCGCCGCCGGGUCUCCGCGGUUGCUAGGCGGCCGUGGAUACCUGGCCGAUGGAUGCUGGGCGGAGCCAGGGGAAGAUGGUGGUCACUGGGCCUCAGGUAGCCAUGGAGAAAGAGCUUAGGAGCACCAUUCUUUUCAAUGCAUACAAAAAAGAGGUGUUUACUACCAACAAUGGCUAUAAAUCCAUGCAGAAAAGACUUCGGAGUAAUUGGAAGAUCCAGAGCCUAAAAGAUGAAAUCACAUCCGAGAAGCUAAUUGGGGUGAAACUGUGGAUUACAGCUGGGCCAAGGGAAAAAUUUACUGCAGCUGAGUUUGAAGUCCUGAAGAAAUACCUUGAAGGUGGUGGAGAUAUCUUUGUGAUGCUAGGAGAGGGGGGGGAAUCCAGAUUUGACACCAAUAUUAACUUUCUUCUAGAAGAAUAUGGAAUCAUGGUUAAUAAUGAUGCUGUGGUUAGAAAUGUAUAUUAUAAAUAUUUCCAUCCUAAAGAAGCUCUAGUUUCCAAUGGAGUCUUGAACAGGGAAAUUAGCCGAGCUGCUGGGAAGGCUGUGCCUGGAAUCAUCGAUGAGGAGGGCAGUGGAAACAAUACCCAGGCCCUCACCUUUGUCUACCCUUUUGGCGCCACACUGAAUGUCAUGAAACCAGCAGUGGCUGUCCUGUCCACAGGCUCUGUGUGUUUCCCACUUAACAGACCCAUUUUGGCUUUCUAUCAUUCAAAGAACCAAGGUGGGAAGCUGGCAGUGCUUGGCUCCUGUCACAUGUUCAGUGACCAAUAUUUGGAUAAAGAAGAAAAUAGCAAAAUCAUGGACGUUGUUUUCCAGUGGCUCACAACAGGAGACAUCCACCUAAACCAGAUUGAUGCUGAGGACCCAGAGAUUUCUGACUACAUGAUGUUGCCCGACACAGCCGCCCUGUCAGAACAGCUUCGAGUGUGUCUCCAGGAGGGCGACGAGAACCCACGAGACUUUACCACCCUCUUCGACUUGUCCAUUUACCAGCUGGAUACCACCUCCCUCCCCAAGGUCAUCAAGGCUCAUGAACAGCUCAACGUGAAACAUGAACCUCUCCAGCUCAUCCAGCCUCAGUUUGAGACCCCGCUGCCAUCCCUUCAGCCAGCAGUUUUCCCUCCCAGUUUCAGGGAAUUACCACCUCCUCCGCUGGAACUGUUUGACUUAGAUGAGACUUUCUCUUCUGAGAAGGCUCGGCUUGCUCAGAUUACCAAUAAGUGUACUGAAGAAGACCUGGAAUUCUACGUCAGGAAGUGUGGUGACAUUCUUGGAGUAACCAAUAAAUUACCAAAGGACCAACAAGAUGCCAAACAUAUCCUUGAGCACAUCUUCUUUCAAGUGGUGGAGUUCAAGAAAUUGAACCAGGAGCAUGACAUUGAUACAAGUGAAGCACCAUUCCAGAACAAUUUCUGAAGAUUACACCUGGAAGCAUUUUCUCCUCCUGAUUCUCUCUUUGUAAACUAUUUUUGAAUUAUUCCUUAUCCAUACUGUCUAGACACUCUUUCUUGUAUGAAUGAGCUGUGGGAGGUCUGUGCACCUUCUGUAAUGCCCAGGUAGUGAUGGCAUUUCUAACUCACAGAUCCUUAUGUAGAUAUGUUCAGUUUUUUAAAUUAAAUCUAGUUAAAUCUGUACUUUUAUA
Talpa occidentalis (Iberian mole) is the source of this 1689-nucleotide messenger RNA. RefSeq names its product intraflagellar transport 52 (gene IFT52). The coding region runs from base 96 to 1463 and encodes 455 amino acids. Lineage: Eukaryota; Metazoa; Chordata; Mammalia; Eulipotyphla; Talpidae. The record is from RefSeq and is a predicted model, not a curated record. The transcript is spliced from 14 exons. Gene Ontology annotation, biological process: intraciliary transport; cilium assembly. Gene Ontology annotation, cellular component: centriole; cilium; intraciliary transport particle B.